GCCAUCACGAAGGACAACGUCGAUACACUGCCGGGCUGGAUGGCUGCAAAAUUUGGGAGGUCGCCCGUGCCACGUCGGCUGCUACGACUUUCUUCAAGCCCAUCAAGGUGGGCCGGGACGAGAUCGAGUUUAUUGACGCCGCAUUUGGAUACAAUAACCCUUGCGAGGUUCUUAUUGACGAAGCCCAGCGGCAGUUUCCCAGUCAUGGACAGAUGCAAGUCCUCAGUGUUGGCACCGGCAUUGGAGACGCUGUCGAGAUUGGCGGCUCGUGGCUUUCGAUUAUAAACGCACUGAAGAAGAUGGCAACAUCAUCCAAGAAGGUAGCGACGACUCUGCAGAGCCGGUACGGUGGUAGCGGCCGGUACUAUCGAUUCAAUGUCGACCAUGGCAUACAGGACAUCACACUAUCUGAUUGGGAGAAGUCCAGCAAGAUUUCAGCCCACACCAACAACUAUCUCAACGAGAACAUGUCGAAGAUCAAGACGUUCGUGGACAACUUUGUCGGCAUUGACCAGGGUGGGAAGGCAAUGGACGACCAGGAAUUGGCUUCGAGCACGAUCGGGGCGGGAAGACACACGCAGCGGAUGCCCGUCGAACUUGGCGGACCAACCAAAGCUUCUCGCCAUUACAUUCCUCUGGACGAAAAUGAGCGCUUUGUCGGCCGAAAAACCCAAUUGAAUCAGCUCAAAGCGUUGUUCGACAAGAGGAGGCCGAAGGUUGCGCUCGUGGGCUUAGGCGGCAUGGGAAAGACGCAAGUGGCAUUACAGAUUGCAUACUGGGUGAAAGAAUGCAGAAGGGAGCACUCCGUCUUCUGGCUGCCAGCACUAAGCGACGGCAGCUUCGAGCAGGCGUGCGCCGACAUAGUGAGCACGUUCGACAUACCAACAGCCGCAGACAACGACGACGCGAGAAAGGCAUUGCGGCGGUAUCUGAGCUCUGAUUCUGCUGGCAAGUGGCUCCUCGUCGUGGACAAUGCCGAUGAUAUGAAGCUGCUCUUCAGUACACCAGAGGCGCCCGGCGGCUUAAACCAGUAUCUUCCCAAGAGCCGGCACGGCGUGACGUUAUUCACGACUCGCUUCACCGAGGUAGCCUUCUCCGUAGCAGGAAGUGACGUGGUGGAGCUACAUGAGAUGGAUCCGGAAGAGGCGAAAGCCUUCAUGACCAAGUCUGUCGCUCAGAAGGAUCUGCUCCGCGACGACGCGGUGACGGCAACGCUGCUAGAGAAGCUCGCAUACUUGCCGCUAGCGAUAACACAGGCGGCGGCGUACCUGAACAUCAAAAAGACGCCGGCCGCGGAGUAUCUCAAACUGCUGGAUGCCACGGAGGCAGACGCCAUCGGACUAAUGAGCGAGGAGUUCCGGGACGACACUCGAUAUGAAGGAUCACGAAACGCGGUAGCGACGACGUGGCUCGUGUCCUUUGAUCACAUUCGCGAUUCAGACCCGGCAGCGGCCGAGCUGCUAUCUUUCGUGUCGUGUAUAGAGGCGAAAGGGAUUCCUCAAUCGCUGCUUCCCCGAUUUGAGCCAGCACAGCAGCUGGCGAGUGCAAUCGGGACGCUGUGUGCAUACGCCUUCCUCACCUGGCGCGGUGACAGCAAGAUCUUUGACAUGCACCGGUUGGUUCAGCUGGCAGCUCGAAAUCAGCUGCGUCAGGCGGGCCUUGAGGCACAGGAAAUGAGGAAGGCAAUCCGGCAUGUGCAGUAUGUGUUUCCGGAUGACGACUAUGAGAACCGAGAAACGUGGAGGGAAUACCUUCCACAUGCUUUCCGACUGCUCAGCAGCGGUGACGGGGACGAUAUGGAGGAGAAAUAUACACUGAAUUUCUGGGUUGGACGUUGUUUGCUAGCAGACGGGCGAGUCAAGGAAGCAGUCCGGCACCUAGAAGAGACUCGUCGAUGGCGUGAAGGUCGAUUUCAAGAAGAUCAUCCAGGUCGACUAGCGUCACAGCAUACGCUCGCAUCAGCAUAUCUAGCAGACGGACAGGUGAAGAAGGCGGUCGAGCUACUAGAGUAUGUGGUAACAGUACGAGGGAGGACUCUGGCGGAAGAGCACCGUAAUCGACUAGCGUCACAGCACGGGCUCGCAUUAGCAUACCUAGAAGACAGACAGGUGAAGAAGGCAGUCGAGCUACUAGAGUAUACCGUUGCGGUAAAAGGGCGGACUCUCUCGGAAGAGCACCCUUCUCAACUCACGUCACAGCAUGCGCUCGCAUUAGCAUAUCGAGCAGACGGACAGGUCAAGGAGGCGGUCGAGCUACUAGAACAUAUAGUAGCGGUGCGACGGAGGACGCUCGUGGAGGACCACCCAGAUCGACUAGCGUCACAGCACCAGCUCGCAUCAGCGAAUCGAGAAGACGGACAGGUAAAGAAGGCGGUCGAGCUACUGGAGUAUGUAGUAAGAGUACGAGGGCGGACACUCUCGGAAGAGCACCCCGCUCGACUAGCGUCACAGCACGGGCUCGCAAUGGCAUAUCGAGCAGACGGACAGGUCAAUAAGGCGGUCGAGCUUCUAAAGUAUGUGGUGGCGUUGCAAAGGAGGGCGUUCGCAGAGGACCACCCCUCUCGACUGGUUUCACAAGAGGCACUUGCGCUUAUGUUACUCGAUUACAAGCUGGUGGACCUGGCUGGCCCGUUUUAGGAGUCCGACAUUGCGGUUCGAGUAGAGGACGCCGGCGGGCAAUGACAAGUCUACCUUUGCCCUCCGGCGGCUUCUUACCUACGAGGUGGACGUCGAGAAUUACCUGGAUGUUUCUUCACACGUCAUGUACUGCACAGCAGAUACUAUACAGCAGUAUUGAGAGGGCC
Microdochium trichocladiopsis is the source of this 2803-nucleotide messenger RNA. RefSeq lists its product as uncharacterized. Gene Ontology annotation, molecular function: protein binding; ADP binding. Lineage: Eukaryota; Fungi; Ascomycota; Sordariomycetes; Xylariales; Microdochiaceae. The transcript has 2 exons. Bases 213 to 2636 code for a protein of 807 amino acids. The record is from RefSeq and is a predicted model, not a curated record.